Haemorhous mexicanus (house finch) is the source of this 996-nucleotide messenger RNA. It is a transcript of the gene CENPS, whose product is annotated as centromere protein S. The coding region runs from base 92 to 706 and encodes 204 amino acids. The record is from RefSeq and is a predicted model, not a curated record. The transcript is spliced from 5 exons. Gene Ontology annotation, molecular function: protein heterodimerization activity; chromatin binding. NCBI's taxonomy places the organism in Eukaryota, Metazoa, Chordata, Aves, Passeriformes, Fringillidae. Gene Ontology annotation, cellular component: FANCM-MHF complex; Fanconi anaemia nuclear complex. Gene Ontology annotation, biological process: resolution of meiotic recombination intermediates; replication fork processing.
AGAAUUUAUAGUCAUGUUGGGUUUAUAAUAUUGUAGUGCAUAAAUUCCUAGGGAUCAAGACAGAGAUGACUGCAGUUCAGGAAUUGCUGAGAUGGAGAGUGGCAGACAGCACAGGAACUUACACAAGGUUCCAGGCAGCUCACUCAGCGAGAUUUGGGAGCUCUGUGGAACAAACGCCGGUCACAGCGACGCUGCCUCGCGGGGCGGCCGCGCGUCCCCUCACGGACCCCGGGGCGGGCCCGACAUGGCGGCGGCGCCGCCCCGCCCCGCGCGCCGGGCGGGAAGCGCCAGGGCGGGAGAUCGUGAGGGCAGCGAUGGCGGCGGCCGGCGGCGAGCAGCAGCAGCAGAUGCUCACACAGAGGCUGAAGGCGGCGGUUCACUACACAGUCGGGUGCCUGUGCCAGGAGGUGGAGGAGGACAAGGACGUGCAGUUCAGCAAGCAGAGCAUCGCGGCCAUCUCGGAGAUCACCUUCCGGCAGUGCGGCAUGCAAAACGAACCACAGUCACUACAGAAGAUGUGAAGCUUUUGGCUAGAAGAAGCAAUUCUUUGCUAAAAUACAUCACUCAGAAGAGUGAAGAGCUUGCAUCAAGUAACAUGGAGCAGAAGGAGAAGAAGAAGAAGAAGUCCAGCGCAGCUAAGGGAGAGAGAACUCCUGGGGAACAAGAAGCAGCUGUGACUGAAAAUGAAGAUUCCAACAUGGCAUGAUUUGUCUUUCAAGUAAUGUGUCAGGUCAUCUUCUCUUACUGUCCUAGAGAAACCAGAAUUAGGCUAUUUAUCUUGCAGGUUAGAUCCAGUCAUGAAGUUUUCAGCUUUAGUGAAUGCGAAUCUUUAGCAUUUAGUGAAUGCGAUUGCAUUUUUAUUGUUCAGAAUAUGAAAAGUCUGUCAGAAUUCAGUAAGCUUACAGCCCAAAUGCCUUAAUUGCUCACAAAAGGUAUCUGGUAUUAAAAUACUUUUAUUUAAAGAAAUUGAAAUAGAACAUUCUCAUUGAACCAUAA